Molecule: messenger RNA, 4169 nt
Organism: Amphiprion ocellaris (clown anemonefish)
Lineage: Eukaryota; Metazoa; Chordata; Actinopteri; Pomacentridae
Gene: slc7a8a
Product: solute carrier family 7 member 8a
Exons: 11
Coding region: 751-2325 (524 amino acids)
Biological process (GO): neutral amino acid transport; amino acid transmembrane transport
Cellular component (GO): membrane
Molecular function (GO): L-amino acid transmembrane transporter activity; neutral L-amino acid transmembrane transporter activity
Source: RefSeq, a predicted model, not a curated record
GCGGGUGGGAAGCAGAAAGAAGGGCGGCGCUAAUGAAAUCAUAUGAAGGAGAACAUGUAUAUUUACUCAAAUGCUACCUCUCCUGUCUAAGCUUUACACAGGUCUGAUGUUUACGAAGCAGACCUGAGCGACUUAGAAGACUUUUCUGUGCGUUUUAUCCGAUACAAGAGCAGCUUUUUUAAUUUUUUGGGUUGCGCGUAAAGAGGAUGCUUUUGCCUCUUCAGCUCACACCUGGAACAAGGAAACCACGAGAGAUCUUUUGCUGUUUUUAAGAGCUUUACUGCAUCAGAAGAGCCUAUUUUUUUCUUUGGUUUUUUACUGCUUUUACGGACUGUCAUUGGGAUGUUACGCGGUCUUAAUGUGCCUUUCUAACUGUGACCUCUAGCACCACCUGUGCGCCCUAAACAAGAGAUUUUGGUUGCUGCGCUUGGAGAAACCUUACAGCUGCAGUCAGGGAAUUUGCACUGUGAAAACUACACCAAAAGAUUUCUCCUUUUUUUCCUUCUUGUUGCUGUAUUUCUUUUGUGGAUUUAAAAAAAAAUUCUUAUCACAUCCUUUGUCCCAAGUUGCUGACGGUGCAACAACUUUCCUCCCGAGAUAAGCGCAGCACGUUUCACUGAACGUGGUUUUACGCACAAAGAAGACGCGGUGCGCUCAAGCCGAGACAAGACCAGCAUCAGGUGCUGUGAGGCAGAAAAAAAGCAAAUAAAUAAAUAAAUACAAGGCAAAAAGCAAAUCCCAGCCAUCAACAUGACGGACGGUCCGAGACAACGGAGCAGCACGGCGGGUUCUGCCAAGGAUGGAGACAAGGAGUCCGGAGGAGGUGGAGUUGCGCUCAAGAAAGAAAUCGGACUUGUGAGCGCCUGCGGUAUUAUUGUUGGUAACAUCAUCGGCUCAGGUAUCUUCGUCAGUCCGAAGGGAGUGAUGGAGAACGCCAGCUCUGUGGGCGUGGCCCUGAUCGUCUGGAUCGUCACGGGCGUCAUCACCGCCAUCGGAGCGCUGUGCUACGCUGAGCUGGGCGUCACCAUCCCCAAGUCAGGAGGAGACUACUCCUACGUCAAGGACAUUUUUGGCGGUCUGGCUGGGUUCCUGCGACUGUGGAUCGCUGUGCUGGUCAUCUACCCGACCAACCAGGCCGUGAUCGCGCUGACCUUCUCCAACUACGUCCUCCAGCCUCUGUUCCCCACCUGCUUUCCACCAGAGAACGGCCUUCGUCUGCUGGCUGCUGUGUGUCUCUUGCUGCUCACAUGGGUGAACUGCUCCAGCGUGAGGUGGGCCACCAGAGUGCAGGACAUCUUCACCGCCGGCAAGCUGCUGGCCCUCGCCCUCAUCAUCAUCAUGGGCAUCGUGCAGAUCUGCAAGGGAGAGUACUACUGGCUGGAGCCUGCCAAUGCAUUUGAGCCCUUCCAGGACUAUGAUGUGGGUUUGAUAGCUUUAGCUUUCCUACAAGGCUCCUUCGCCUACGGAGGCUGGAACUUCCUCAACUACGUCACAGAGGAGCUGGUGGAUCCUUAUGUGAACCUUCCUCGUGCCAUCUUCAUCUCCAUCCCCCUCGUGACCUUCGUUUACGUCUUCGCCAACAUCGCCUACGUCACAGCCAUGAGUCCUCCGGAGCUGCUUGCCUCCAAUGCUGUUGCCGUGACGUUUGGUGAGAAGCUGUUGGGAGUCAUGUCGUGGAUCAUGCCCAUCUCUGUGGCUCUGUCCACCUUCGGAGGUGUCAACGGUUCCCUCUUCACGUCUUCUCGACUGUUCUUUGCCGGAGCCAGAGAGGGCCACCUCCCCAGUCUGCUGGCCAUGAUCCAUGUAAAACGCUGCACCCCUAUCCCUGCUCUGCUCUUCACUUGUCUGUCCACCCUGCUGAUGCUGUGCACCAGCGACAUGUACACGCUCAUCAACUACGUGGGCUUCAUCAACUACCUCUUCUAUGGAGUGACUGUCGCCGGGCAGAUCGUCCUGCGAUUUAAACAGCCCAACAUCCACCGGCCAAUCAAGGUAAGCCUUAUAUGGCCGGUCAUUUACCUCAUCUUCUGGGCCUUCCUCCUCAUCUUCUCUCUCUACUCUGAGCCGGUGGUGUGUGGCAUCGGCCUCGCCAUCAUGCUGACUGGUGUCCCCGUCUAUUUCCUGGGAGUCUACUGGGACAACAAGCCCCAGUGCUUCGACGCCUUUGUUGAUAAAAUGACCUACUUGGGUCAGAAGUUCUGCGUGGUCGUUUAUCCAGCUGAAAGCAGCAGCAGCGGGAGCGGAGAGGAAGGAGAGGAAAUGAAGGAGGCCAUGUCUCCCCUGUCGAAAGACGACGGAGACAACCACAAGUCAGCAGACUGCUAAAGCGCACCUUUUUUAAUUCUCACCUGCCCCCAAAAUAGACGCCGGUGGGUGUGCACACCAACACACCACAGUUUAGAGUGGACUUACUGAUCAACACAUGUGCCCCCACGCUUUGUCUUGGAGAUUUUUAGUUGGUUUUUAGAAUCAAUCAAUAUUUUCUGUGCCAAAUAUAGUAAGAAGCGUUUCAAGUAAUAUGACCCCCAUCUUUUCUGUCUGGGGUCCUGCAAAAGUGCAAUACAGAAAGGUUAGCACCUUCCAGCUCCUCCAUACAUGACAUUUAGCCAUUUAUUUCAGCAUCAUCAUCCUGCUUUACAUCCUCCCUCUUCCAUUUCCACACACUAACUGCAAACUCCCCCAUCAGAGCGCCUUUUUUUAAAAGUAUUUUUUGCAAUUUUUAUUAUCAACAGACUCUUCCUGUACUGUGAUGGCUACAGAAACUCUUGUUUUGUUCUUCUUCAGUUAAUUUUGCUUUGUCAUUCUUUCAACACACCAAAGCUGCAUUUUGAUUGUCAAAGCAAGAAAAUCAGAUUCAGAUCAAGUCAUUUCAUGCCUUGAAGUCGUACACUAAUACUGUGUUUUGUUUUUCAAGGUGACUGUAAUUCUGAAAUGUUUUUUUUUGUAAUUGUGAUAAUUGCGUAUAUCAUUUGUUGGGUUUUUUUUUAGUUUAAAUAUGUUAAUUCUAGUGUUGUUGAUAGUCUUUUUUUCUAACAUCAUAUUCAUCUGGGCCUAUUUUUUACUGCGGAUGUGUAACACCUGAAAGCUGAUGUGAGAUGUGUACUUUGUAUUGGUAAAUGUGCUUGUAAAUGGUGCAGUUUUUGUUUUGCUUUUUUUUAAAUUGCCUUAAUCAGGAUACAUUCUGUGCUUUAGUGCCAUUACAGAUGUGCUUUGACAGAUGUGGAGAGUUGGUCAAUCCUUAUACUUUGGGGUAGUUUUUCAUUUUUAUCAAAAAAAAUGUCAAAAAAUAAAAUAAAAAAGUGACACUACACAAAUAAUUAACCCGUUAACAUGGCAAGUCACGACACUUUUUAACCACCACAUUUGUUUUAUUUGUGCAAAUCCCGACACCGACACGUGAAUGCCUGUGUGAGAAGCAGUUUUUUUUUUCUUAAAAAAGGCAUUGAUUGUCUUUCAUGUCUUACGGUGAAAAUAUUUUUGUAGUUUACCAUCUAAAUCAUUUUUUGUGCUUUAUUUAGCACGUAAAUGAGAGCUUUACAUAAAAGGACUGUUUUUUUGAUCUAUACAAUUAGCUAGAAGACAUUAAUGCAAUAUUACUGCAGGCACCAGCAAAAAAAAAAACUGAACACGCACCCAUGAAUGAACUCAUUACGUCUGUAAUGCAACAGCAAUGCAUCAAUACUCAUGCUGUGUAUUCUAGCAACAACACUCCACAUAAACACACUAUGUAUGCUUCAGUUUUUCUGUAAUCUCUUAGUGUCUCAGGGCAUCCCCACUGCCUUCUCCUUAUAUACACUGCCUAAAAGCUCCAGACCGUGAAAACUCCACACAUCCGACCGAUUGCCUCUUUGAAAUCCAGUUUAUUUGUGCUAAAUGUCUGUACUGGUGCUCUUAGAUAUUUAUUCCUCAGGAGUCUCAGUCUUACAAGAGGAUGACAGGAGUUAAAGGAUUUACAAAAAAAAAAGAAAAAUCAAAUUAUUGACAUAGUUGGGCCAGUAUUGUGUAGAUUGCUUUUGUUGAACUGUAAGGGGAACAGGGUGUCUUGGAUGUCUUGACAAGUACAAUGAUGUGUUUUUGUGCCCGUUAUUGUGCAUUUACAGUGUACACCAAUGUCAUGACAGUCUGUAUAUUGUCUCUUAGUAAAUAAAAACCACUAACUAAUGUUUGAA